UGAAAAUGUUUUAUUCUUGAUCUUUCCUCUUGUACAAGACACUCUCUUGAUUUAGAUUAUACACCUGUAUUUGUGUGCGCACUUGAUGUCGUGUUUUAUUAUUUUUCUCAGGGUUAGCAAAUAAUGGAAUUCUUUUCUUUCACUAACCCUGUGAUUGGCUCCGUCGUUUGUACAGCACUACAGGAAAAUUGACUGUUAUGUAGCUGCAUGCUAAAAAGUCUUUGUUGUGGCCAACUGAGGGGUUUAAAAAUUGAGCAGCCAGGACACCCCUCAUAAUUUGGUUAUUAUAGUUCUCAUGAUUUGCAUGGGGCUCAGUAAAUCCUUACAUACUGAGGGAGGGUGGUCUGAAGAUAUCAUGUCCAACAGAGGGAGAAUGAGGCCAUCAACAAUGGUAGUCUACUCUAUUCCCAACUGCUGAUGCUCUACUUAACUUUAAAAAUUCAUUCAUGGGACGAGGGCAUUGUUGGCCAGGUCAGUAUUUAUUGCCCAUAGGGCAGUUAAGAAUCAGCCACAUUGCUGUGGAUCUGGAGUCACAUGUAAGCCACACCAGGUAAGGAUGGCAGUUUACUUCCCUAAAGAACAUUAGCGAACCAGAUGGGUUUUUCCAACAAUCAACAAUGGUUUCAUAAUCAUCAUUAGACCCUUAAUUCCAGAUUUUUACUGAUUUCAAAUUUCACUAUCUACCAUGGCAGGGUUCAAACCCAGGUCCCCCAGAACGUUACCCGAGUCUCUGGAUUAACAGUCCAGUGAUACCACUAGCCCGUCACCUACCCAUUAUCAAGAACAAAAUACUGCUGCUGGAAAUCUGAAAUAAAAACAAGGCAGUGGAAAUACUCAGCAGGUCAGUUACCUUCUAUGAUGAGAUCCGGCUCAGGUUGUGAUGAUCCUUCAAAGGGCCUUUUUAAUACGUUUGUUCAUGGUUUGUGACUGCCGCUGGCCUAGCUAGUGUUUAGGUAUUUUCUAAUCAACCUGUUCCGAGAUGUUGAUACACACACCUCUGCAGCAGGUGGGACCUGAACCCAGGUCUCCUAGCUGAGAGGUUGAGACCCUACCAUAAUAAUCACCAGUAGCUAUUGUUUACUGUUCAUCCCUAAUUGCAGCGGAGAAGGUGGUGGUGAACUGUUUCUUUCAAUGGAUGCAUGUAGGUGCAUCCACAAUGCAGUUAGGGCGGCAGUUCCGGGAACAAAGGAAUAUCCAACCAAGUCAAGAUGAAGAGCAGUUGGGAGAAUGUGCAGGAGAUGCUGCUGAUCAUGUCCUUCUGGAUGGUUGUGGUCAAGGAUUGGAAGAUCUGAUGAGCUCUGAUGAAGAGUCACCUAGACAUGAAACGUUAGCUUGCUCUCUCCCCAUGGAAGCUGGCUGACCUACUGUGAUUUCCAGCAUUUUUUGUUUUCAGUACAGAUGCCAGCAUCUGCAGUAAUUUGCUCCUAUGAGGUUUGGAAGACACUACCUAGCAUCACCAACACCUGAAAGAUGAAUUCUGUUCUUCCCCCACAGAUGCCUCUGUCUGAUCUGCUAUUUCCAGCAAUUUCCGUUUUCAGUAAAAGGCACGUCAUAUCUUGCCGCACAAAAUCAUUCGCACGCAAUUUGUGCUGCAAUUCUGAUGAGCGUCCUCCGUACAAAAUAGUAGAACAUGAUUUCUACACAAAGGCCAAGUUCAUUUGUGUAAUCAGCAGAGUUGCCUUUUAUGUAUAAUAGGCGAUGAAAUAAUUGUUUAUAAAAUGCAAAGCACGCAAGAUCAACAUUGCAGCAAGGAGCAAACGCAAUAAAGUCAACGACAGAAGCCGGUCAUAAUAACGCCGCCAAGUUCCUUAAUUCAGCCCUUCCUUUAGAAGGUUAUUUGCUGAGGUCUGACGCAAUCAAACAUUUACGGUAGCUCAUUAAGACAUCGACUUUCCACCGCCGGCUUCUUGAAAAUCCGUCCAACCAGGAAAUGUAUUAAGUAUCGUGACUGUAACAAGUGCAGCAGUUACACCGCUUUCUGCUCAGGGCUGAUUUCCGACUAAGUGAUCAUGUCUACAGACAGCACUCCAUGGAGUUCCAAGACUCAGAGCCCAGCCUCAAAAUUGAUUGACAAGUCCAAAGAGUCACCUUUUGUUCCAAUAGGCAUGACUGGAUUUGCAGCAAUAGUCGGAUUGGGUCUUUAUAAAUUGCGAACCAGAGGGAAUACCAAAAUGUCCGUGCACCUUAUACACACCCGUGUGGCUGCACAGGCAUGUGUAGUGGGAGCUGUGACCUUUGGUGUCCUGUAUUCCAUGUACAAAGAAUAUGUGGUGAAGCCAAGAGAAGCAGAUCUCUCUAAGUAAAUGCCCUCACUGCGUUAUGCUGAAUGUAUUUAUGGAUUAUUGUUAAUGUUCCACUUGGUAUUGAGGUGUCCUCGCUGAACUAAUUACACCCUCACAAAUGGUUUGACAUGAAAUGCAUUUUUCCAAAGGUUGGCAGUUUCAUAUUUUGCACACUGGCUUUUCUUUGCACUGAGAAUUUCCUGUUCAUUAAUAAACACAAAGGAUUCAGUAA
This is a messenger RNA of Rhincodon typus (whale shark), 2514 nucleotides long. Its product is annotated as HIG1 domain family member 1A, mitochondrial-like. The transcript has 4 exons. Gene Ontology annotation, biological process: mitochondrial respirasome assembly. Gene Ontology annotation, cellular component: mitochondrion. The record is from RefSeq and is a predicted model, not a curated record. Bases 2010 to 2303 code for a protein of 97 amino acids. NCBI's taxonomy places the organism in Eukaryota, Metazoa, Chordata, Chondrichthyes, Orectolobiformes, Rhincodontidae.